AUGCCGAGGGGCUUCCUGGUGAAACGCAGCAAGCGUCCGGGGGGCUCCUACCGGGCUCGUCCCGCCGAGCGGGGGGUCCUCCCGGCCGGGGCAGCCCCGUGGCCGCCGGCCUUCCCCGAGGGGCCCGUCCCGGGACCGGCCGGGCUCCCGCCGGGGCCCGCCGGGCGGGACGAGGCCGGGGGCGGGGAGAGGGCGGCGGGCCCUCCUUGGUGCCCCUCGCCCCUGCGGGGGUCCGGGCCGCUCGGGGGUCCCGGGCCCGGGCCGGCCCGGCCGGCGGGCGCCGAGGUGCGGCGGGCCUUCCCGGAGCGGUGCCUCAGCUCGCCCGCCUCGGCCGAGUCCUUCCCCGCCUUCCCGUCCUCGUCCGGGGCCGCCGGGCCGGGCCCCCGGGGAGCCUCCCUGCAGGCCGCCAAGCGGGGGGCCAAGAGAGCCAAAGCCCCGCGGAAGCCGAGCUUCGCCGACGAGGUGACGACGUCCCCCGUGCUGGGGCUGAAGAUCAAGGCGGAGGAGCCCGGGGCCCCGGCGGGGGCCGCCCGCGGGGGCCGCCCGCCGCUGGGCGAGUUCAUCUGCCAGCUGUGCAAGGAGCGCUACGCCGACCCCUUCGCCCUGGCCCAGCACCGCUGCUCCCGCAUCGUGCGGGUCGAGUACCGCUGCCCCGAGUGCGCCAAGGUCUUCAGCUGCCCCGCCAACCUGGCCUCGCACCGGCGCUGGCACAAGCCGCGGCCCGCCGGGGCCCCCCAGGACCGGCCGCACCGGGACAGCAGCGCCGCCGCCCGCCUCCCCGACCCCGCCGCCGCGCCCUGCCCCUUCUGCCACAGACGGUUCCGCCGGCCGGCCUACCUGCGCAAGCACCUGGGCACCCACGAGGAGGGCAGCGUCCGGGCGCCGAUGCCCCCCGCCGCCCUGGGCCUCGCCCUCCCGGGCCCGCCGGCGGCCGAGCCGGGGGAGCGGCGGGGCCUGUGGCCCGCCGUCCGGGACGAGCUGCUGCUGCUGCCCGGCCCGGGCCCGCAGCACAUCUUCCCCUGCAAGCACUGUCCGGCCACCUUCUUCGGCUCCCCGGGCCUCGCCCGGCACGUCGACAAGUGCCACCCUUCCGACGGCCGCCGGCUCCUGCUGCUCCAGGUGCCGAUGCGGCCCGGGGGCCGAGGAGGCCCCGAGGCCCGCCUCGACCACCGCUAG
Messenger RNA from Ornithorhynchus anatinus (platypus), 1176 nucleotides. It is a transcript of the gene INSM2, whose product is annotated as INSM transcriptional repressor 2. Gene Ontology annotation, biological process: negative regulation of transcription by RNA polymerase II; regulation of cell cycle process; neuron differentiation. The record is from RefSeq and is a predicted model, not a curated record. Lineage: Eukaryota; Metazoa; Chordata; Mammalia; Monotremata; Ornithorhynchidae. Gene Ontology annotation, molecular function: DNA-binding transcription repressor activity, RNA polymerase II-specific; RNA polymerase II cis-regulatory region sequence-specific DNA binding. Bases 1 to 1176 code for a protein of 391 amino acids. Gene Ontology annotation, cellular component: nucleus; transcription repressor complex. The transcript is spliced from 2 exons.